AUUGAAUAUGAAUGCUCAUUCAAGAAGAAAAAUAGCUCAUUUGGAAGUUCCAGAAGUAUAAGAUAACCAAACAAUGAUUGCAUAUGCUAAAUGCUAAUUUUGUUUAGGAGAAUGUUUUGGUUGUUUAAGAACCUGGAUUCCUUGUAUUUUUUGUAUGUGUGUUAAUUAUCCAUACUAAGAAGUUCAAUAAGGUUAAUAAUUCCUAUCUAAUCUUUAGGUACUGAAGGAUUGUUCAAAAGAUUUGGAAGACACAUUAAAGUAGUUAGACCAGGAUUACAUUAUGUUAAUCCAUGUACAGAUACAUUAGAACAAUUAGACUUAAGAAUUACUGUUAUAGAUUUAGAUAGAUAAGUAAUAUCUAUUUAAUAUUAUUUAGUCUGUUAUGACCAAAGAUAAUGUAACCAUUUCCAUAGAUGCAUCUGUUUAUUAUAGAAUCAAAACUUCUCGAUUUGCUGUUUAUAGAGUGGAGAACUAUGAUUAAGCAGUUCGUCAAAUUACUUAUGCUGUCCUCAAAAACACAGUAGGAUCCUUUAUACUUUAAGAUUUACUAGAGAAAAGAUAGGAAGUUGCAGAUUAAAUUGAAGAUCAGGUUGAUGAAUAUGUGAAAGAUUGGUAUAUAGAAUAAUUAUAAUAGGGGUGUAUUAAUUGAUAACAUAUAUAUGAAAGACAUAUAAUUGUCUUCUGAUCUCCAAUAAGCACUAGGUUCAGCAGCCACUGAAUAAAGAUUAGCAUAAGGAAAGUUGAUAAGUGCUAGAGCAGAUGUGGAAUCAGCCAAGUUGAUGAGAUAAGCAUCUGAAUUUUUAGAUUCUAAAACUGCCAUGUAAGUAAGAUAUUUAGAAACAUUACAACAAUUGGCUGGUAGUAAUGGAACUAAAGUAUGUUUUGUACCAGAUGAAAAAAACUAAGAAAAAUUAAUGCAUCAAAUAACUCAAGGAUUAUUAGCAUGAAGAUAU
Paramecium primaurelia is the source of this 953-nucleotide messenger RNA. NCBI's taxonomy places the organism in Eukaryota, Ciliophora, Oligohymenophorea, Peniculida, Parameciidae. The record is from the annotation of a GenBank genome assembly.